This is a messenger RNA of Didymodactylos carnosus, 2567 nucleotides long. NCBI's taxonomy places the organism in Eukaryota, Metazoa, Rotifera, Eurotatoria, Philodinida, Philodinidae. The record is from the annotation of a GenBank genome assembly.
ACGAUUAGACCCAGUUUUUGAUGGUGAAUCCGAAUAUAUCAAAUUCGAAAAAUUACAGUGAACGGAAGGUGGCAAAAUCUCAAGUUUUUUCAGAGGGAUGCAAAUCUUUUGUUCUAUUGGGGGCUCUUAGUAUUUUGAGGAUUUGAAUCAAAAGGUGAUAUUCGGAAUCAGUUCAGUUAGGGCUAUCUGACUAUGUAGCUUUCGACCGAAAGCUACGAUUAUUCUGCAUUUUUGAAUUGCGGGCACCUUAUGUUUCCACUAGGUUUUUGAAACUUGUUUGAAAAACAAAUAUUGCCACAAGUUCAUUCAGCAUAACCUAUGUUUCCAUAUGUUUUCACUGGUCUCAGACCCAACUUAAUGGGAAUCAUGUGGCUUCGGAGAAAAUCGUAACCCUUCAAAAACCAUGUGAAAGCCAGAGGUUGUUUAGGUCCCGAUUUGUAUAAGAUACCUUGAUCUAUUACCUAUGAAAAGAAAUCUAUGGAUUGCAAUUUUUGCUUUCCGAGAUCCAAGUUAGUUUCUCAAAGGUUCUUGGAAAACCCAAUUUUCUGAAUCUUUUUCAAAUUGGUUUUUGCUCAUGAGACCUCAACUGUCUAGUUUCGGUUACUGAAAACCGCAAGUCUCUUGUGCAAAUCGCGAUUGAGUUAUUGCAAAAACAACCAAGUGCACUGUAUUUUGGCGCCGAUAAUAAUCUUUAUUUUUAUAUCCAAGGCUAAUCUACCGUAAAGACACAAAAUUUUGGUGAAAAUAUGAGUUUGUUGUCCGGGCAAUUUUAAAAAUUGUCUAGGUUUUAAUUUUGCCUACAACAAACAUUUCAGUUUCACUAUACAGCAAUAAAAAAUUUGAGUCCUGUAAGUAUGUUCUGAUGAUUUUAAGCUUUGGAUAAAUAGACAAAUUAUUUACACUGUUUGCUAAAAAAACUUGAAAGUUAGUUAUUUUUAAUGGUUUUAUAUUUUUCCAAAUAGGAAUAUAAUGCUUUAUUAUCAAUAUUUGCUAAUUGUCUGGAUUAUAUAUUCAUCGAUAAAUAUCAGCAUUUAUUCAAUGAACAUGUUGAACAAGCUAUGAAACAUGUUAAGAAAGUGUUAAAUGAAGAAGAAAAUAUCUUUGAAGUUACAACGAGUGAUUCUAUGUUUGAUCUACUAACAACAUUGAAAACAAUAUGUUGCUCCGCGUGGUCAGAUCGCAUCGAAAUCAUACAUAAACUACAGUUAAACAUUAUUUCAAAAUUAUUGCAAUCACCGAAUAUGAAGUUGAAGACAAAUGCUUUGGAAGAGUUAGUGAUCAUGAUUGAAAAUUCAACUACGGUAUUGCUCAACGUAACACAUAAAAGUAUUGAUUGUGAUAUUUUAUCUCAAUGGAUAAUUGAAAGUUCAAUUGUGUCCGAAGUUUUGAAAGGAGAUAUGAACAAUUCUAAUUACAUAACAAAUACGGGUAAAUUAUUCAAGUUUAUCGGACCAAAACUAACAAAGACAGAUAUUGAAACGAUAUGGAAAGCAGAGUACAAUCAAUCGAUAUUGCUUGACGAUCACAGUUUUACGUUAUUGAUAUCAGUAUGUGAAGAAUUCAAUUCGGAACAAUUCGAAUGUUUAAUUGAUUUAAUUUCAGAACUCUGGAAAUUUGCAACAAAUGCGACACAAGACGAACUAGUUGAUUCAUUAAACAAAGUUGGACAUAAACUAAUGAAUAUGCAACAUUCAGAGAGGAUAUUAGAAAUUCUAUGGACUAUGGCACAUGACGAAAGUUUACCGUGUUCUAUGCUUGAUCGGUUAUUAUCCUGCCACCGUGAUAUUUCCAGCGGUAGCCAUUAUUUAAAUCAUAAAUUAAAAUAUGACUAUUGUUUAAAAUGUAUGGACUAUAUAAAAAGCUAUAAUUUACAAUGGAUCGUCCUAUCUUGUCGUUAUAUAAUGAAAUUAGUCGAAUUUGAUACAGAAAUUAUAUACUUUUUAAUCAAUAAAAAUGAUUUGAUUUUAUAUUUAAUACAAACUAUAGGUCGGUGUCAGCAUGAUGUGUGGAUGCAGACUAAUGGAAAUGUAAGCUCAGAUACACUCAUCGAUAAACGUCAUACAUACAAAGAAUCUUUAAAAAUUGAGUUAGAUUUACUGACAUAUAUAUUGAAAAAAGCACGUAUGUAUGUAAUAUUACGUCGUGCAGAAGAAUUAUGGUUAACAUUAAUCACGAAUCAUGAAGCAUGUUUAAUCGAUAAUGAAUUAGGUUUUGGUUGGUUUAUUACAUCUUUCAAUGAAAUGAACGGUCAAUCACGAAUAGAGUUGUAUGAAAAACAUAUAUCAAAAUUGGAUUCAUCAAAAUUAACAGAAACAGGUUUGAAUUGUUACAACUUAUAUCAUGAUUAUUCAAAUCCAUCUGUAGAAGAAUUGCGUAAGAAAAUUGAACAAUUAGAGUUUACUAUAGAACAGAUAAAAGAUCGUUAUCAAUGUCAGAUAUGUUCAAAUAACGAAAAUGCAAUUAUGUUUGAUUGUGGGCAUGGUUGUUGUUCGAAUUGUUCAAAUCAAUUAAAAAAAUGUCAUAUGUGUCGAAAUGAUAUUAAAAAAAGAUUUAAACUUGAUCUUUAA